CACGCUCACUGUGGACGAAUAGUCACCGGUUUGGCAGAAGAGACGAAGAAGAAAGUUAGUUAAAACACACGGAUUCUCUGUGUGCUGACGGGACUGGCUGGAGAGUUUACAGAGGAGGAGAAGAAGAAAAAGAAGGAGGAGAAUCCGGACGGAGAAGAUUUGCGCACAAGUUUUGAACGGACCAGACGCGCCUUUACGCACAGACACAGGUGGAUGCUGGGAAGCAGACCAACUCCUAGGAGAUGUUACCUCUGGCCCAGUUUGGGGUGCUGUCAGCCCUGGCCACUGCGCUCACCUCGGUCCUGUCCGCGCUCUUGCUGCUGGGGCUGACCCGGCAGCUGUGGAGCCUCCGCUGGAGCCUGACCCGGGACAAGAAGAGCAGCCUGCCGCUGCCGAAGGGCUCCAUGGGCUGGCCGCUGGUCGGGGAGACUUUCCACUGGCUGUUCCAGGGCUCCAACUUCCACAUCUCGCGCAGAGAGCGUCAUGGCAACGUGUUUAAGACCCACCUGCUUGGGAAACCCCUCAUCCGGGUGACAGGCGCAGAAAACAUCCGCAAGAUCCUGCUGGGCGAGCACAGCCUGGUGUGCACCCAGUGGCCCCAGAGCACCCGCAUCAUCCUGGGACCCAACACGCUGGUCAACUCCAUCGGAGACCUGCACAAGAGGAAGAGAAAGAUCCUGGCUAAAGUGUUCAGCCGUGGGGCUCUGGAGUCCUACCUGCCUCGGCUUCAAGAGGUCGUCAAGGCCGAAAUCGCCAAGUGGUGCUUGGAGCCGGGCACCAUCGACGUCUACGGUGCUGCCAAGUCCCUGACGUUCCGUAUCGCCGUCAGGGUCCUGCUGGGUCUGCAGAUGGAGGAGGAGCGGAUAGUUUACCUUGCACAAAUCUUCGAGCAGCUGAUGAACAACCUCUUCUCGCUCCCCAUCGACGCUCCGCUCAGUGGGCUACGCAAGGGGAUGAAAGCUAGAGAAAUCUUGCACGCCAACAUGGAGAAAAUCAUUGAGGAAAAGACGGAGCGGCAGCAGGCAGAGGAGGAAUAUCACGACGCCUUCGACUACAUACUGUCCAGCUCCAAGGAACAUGGCCAUCAGCUCAGCAUCCAGGAGCUCAAGGAAACCGCAGUAGAGUUGAUCUUCGCUGCUCACUCCACCACAGCCAGCGCCUCUACUUCUCUAAUUCUGCAGCUUCUUCGCCAUCCAGCGGUGGUGGAGAGGGCCAGAGUCGAGCUGGAGGCCGAGGGCCUCGGCUACGAGUCCCACAUCCCACCUGGUGUCACCACGGAGAAAGAGGAAGAUGCUGCAGACACAGAGACAACCUGUCUGCUGAACGGAGGCUGUCAGAAUCACAGAGAUGGUUUUCCACCGUCCCAGUCUCAUGUGCCGUAUCUGACCCUGGACAAGCUGAGCCAGCUCCGCUAUGUCGACUGUGUUGUCAAAGAGGUGCUCCGCUUCCUGCCUCCAGUCUCCGGUGGUUACCGGACAGCCCUGCAGACGUUUGAAUUAGAUGGUUACCAGAUCCCCAAAGGCUGGAGCGUAAUGUACAGUAUCCGGGACACCCAUGAGACUGCAGCAGUCUUCCAGAGCCCGGAGCUGUUUGACCCGGACCGGUUCGGCCCAGACCGGGAGGAGAGUCGGUCGGCCCGGUUCAACUAUGUGCCGUUUGGCGGUGGCGUGCGGAGCUGCGUAGGGAAAGAACUGGCAAAGAUCAUCCUAAAGACUCUGGCUGUAGAGCUGAUCGGGACUUGCAAAUGGACUCUGGCCACAGAGAACUUUCCCAAGAUGCAGACAGUGCCAAUAGUGCACCCGGUGAACGGGCUGCAUGUGCAUUUCAAUUACAACUAGAUUCAAAUAUAGUCUGACAGACUUUCCAAAAAACUCACCCAAGAGGCAAUUUAACCUUCAACCUGCUUCUGGAAAAACUCUCCAAGCCCAAGAACGGAGGCAACAAGCACCUCGCCUGGCAUGAUGGUGCACUUCAGGCCCCCUUUUGCUUACAUGGACAUAAAGAAGGGGUUCACAUCGCUGGUUUGGAACACGUCAUCAUGUCUUCAGUGGUUUGGUCCAAACCUAACAAAAACACUUUCUGUGGAAGCUAAAGUACAUUUUUAACCACCUAAUAGUUUCCAUAGUUUCCCAGCUUUUACUAUACUUCACAUGCAUCUUUAAGUUAUAAAAGUAAGUCUGUGUAGUCUUUUUCUUGCUUAGUUUCAAACAGAAGGUCUGCCCUGCUGAAGUGCCCGCUGAAUGGACUGCAAGCACACUUCAGUUACAAGUUUCUAUUCCGAGCUAAAACACACACACAGUGGUUUGACCUGCACACAGUAAGUGACCUUCAACAUAUCUACUGUAGAUAAAUGGAGACAAAGACUUUCCAUGAAGACAUUUUAGCUCCAGUUUCUUGUCACAUUUACACAAAGCUGUGAACAGAUGAUAAAAUCCACUCAGCUUUUGUCUUUUGCACCUUUUUGUAGCUUUCACUUGACCGUGUAUCAGUUCGGAUAUAGCCAAGGGCUAUGUAUGUUCGCUGUGCUGAAUCAGCAAGUCAUGAGUAUUUCACUUCACUUACAUUCACAGACCUUUUACCUUUUUGAAAACUCACAAACUUGCAGCUGGAAGAAUUCUUCCUCACGUGCAAAGACUGCACAGAACAUGAUCUACAGACUUUCAAACCAAUUCUGUGUUCUUUUUUGCCUCAACCCUUCAGUUGUUUCCAUUUACAUCUCAUCACCCGGGCUUGCCUUUCUGAACUUCCUGAGAGCAGGGCACUGAAUGCCUCACAGCUCCAUGCAAAUGUUGUGGCGACUGGACUCCAGUUAUCUUAGUCGAGAUGUUUUGCAUUGAUCUCCACCACUAAAACACUUUUACUGAUGGAACUUGCACUUGACUUUGAACCAUAAAUCCCACAACCAGGUCAAAACACAUUCAAACUGUUCUGUUUUUUGAACAUGAAUGUGAUAUAUAUCUUUACCAGUGCUAUUAUGUGUGUAUCAAAUGAAGUAGCAUUAUGAAUAAGCUGUAUUUAAAAUGCAGAUGUAUCAUUUCUGUUGUACUUUUACAAGAUGUGCUGUAAUUAUGAAUAGAUAGAGACACUAACCUGUAAUGUAAAGGACUGUCCAUACAACUUUGUUUCACUGCUAGAACAUAGACAUCUUUCAUUGUUUCGAGCAGCAUAUAUAGAGUAAAGUUAUUAUUAUUAUUGUUUUAAUUUUAGGAGUGUUUCUGUCUUGGUCUUGAAGCCUAAUAGACCCGCUGUGAAAUCUUACGUACGGAUGGAUUUGUGGAAGGAGAUAGCACUUUCUCCGCUUUAAGGAGUCUGUAUAUAUUUGUCCUGUUUAUGCAUUCGUUGAGUGUAUCAGAUGUAGCUGCUGUACAGUUGAU
Molecule: messenger RNA, 3374 nt
Organism: Cottoperca gobio
Lineage: Eukaryota; Metazoa; Chordata; Actinopteri; Perciformes; Bovichtidae
Gene: cyp26c1
Product: cytochrome P450, family 26, subfamily C, polypeptide 1
Exons: 7
Coding region: 243-1838 (531 amino acids)
Biological process (GO): sterol metabolic process
Molecular function (GO): heme binding; iron ion binding; oxidoreductase activity, acting on paired donors, with incorporation or reduction of molecular oxygen
Source: RefSeq, a predicted model, not a curated record